Molecule: messenger RNA, 2979 nt
Organism: Porites lobata
Lineage: Eukaryota; Metazoa; Cnidaria; Anthozoa; Scleractinia; Poritidae
Source: the annotation of a GenBank genome assembly
AUGUUACAUCGUCACGAGAGAACCUGCGAGGCUAAAGUCCAUUACACAUUCCCUGGCGGUGCGUACAAGACACCACCCACUAUCUUUGAGCUGCUCGAAGAUGAAGGCUUCACCAUUCCACCACAUUUAAAGUACUUUCCAUACAGAGCCACCUUUGACUUCGAAUGCAUGUUUAAUCGUCAGACUGGCCUAAAUAACACCAAAAAACUCACCUGGAACGCCAAGCAUAUCCCUCUAAGUGUCAGUGUCUGCUCUAAUGUCCCAGACUACGACCACCCCAAGUGUUUUGUGUCAACUGGGGACUCCAAACACCUCGUCAAAGAGAUGAUAGACUACCUAGUGGAAAUCAGUCAAAAGAGCUCCGACCUGAUGAAGCAAGAGUUUUCAUUCCUAUUUGAAGCGAUAGACCAAAAGCUAGAAGAAAUAAAACAAAAGUCAGAACAACAGACCGGAGAGAGUGGUACAGACGUUAGCGUCCAAGAAGAUAGCGAUGAUGAAGGAGAAGAUCUUAUGGAGACCGAUGAUGAAGAAGAAGACAUAGAAUCUGAGACAGAAGAAGAUCGUGCCUUCCUGGAUGAUGAAGUGGAAAGUGAGCAAGGUGCCUCGUUUUACCGAGCUUUAGAUCGAGAACGCGAGAACCAGAGUGAUGAUGAAGAGUAUGUGGAUGAUAAACCAGAAGCGAACCAUCCUGAACCUCAGAAGAAAAAAGUCCACCCCUUAAAGAAGCUGAGAGGGAGAUUCGGGGAAUACCUGGAAGAACUCCCGGUUCUUGGUUUCAAUUCUGGAAAAUAUGAUUUGAAUGCUGUGAAAGAAUUUCUCUUCCCUUCCUGGUCCAGAAUGAGCAAGUACAGUUCACCAUAAAACGUAACAACAAUUUCAUGUGCUUGAAGACCGACCACCUUCGCUUUCUCGAUGUCACCAACUUUCUUGCUCCUGGGUUCAGCUAUGCCAAAUUCCUGAAAGCGUACGAAUGUCCGCAAACCAAAGGUUUCUUCCCAUACGAAUGGAUGGAUUCGCUUGACAAGUUAGACCACCCUUCUCUUCCUCCUCACGACGCCUUCUUCUCUACACUGAAAAACGAAAACAUCACAGAGCAAGAGUACCAGUACUGCCAACAAGUGUGGUCUGACAACAACAUGCAGACAUUUAAAGAUUUUCUGAUCUGGUAUAACAACCUUGACGUCCAACCCUUCUGCGAUGCCCUUAAAAAGAUGUGCGCCUUUUGGAAAGACAAGAACAUUGACAUGCUGCGACAAGGAAUCUCUAUCCCCGGUGUCACCUUGACUUAUCUGUUUACAACCCUGGAACCUGGCAUUUUCUUUUCUCUCUUUGACGAGAAAAAUAAAGAUUUAUACACCUUGUUCAAGAAAAAUAUGGUAGGAGGCCCCAGCAUCAUCUUCCACCGAUAUCAUGAAAAAGACAAGACCAAGAUCAGAGAGAGAGAGAUAACAGAUCAAGGCAAAGAACCAAAAAUGUGCCAGAAAGUAGUAGGAUAUGACGCCAACGCGCUCUAUCUCUGGGCCAUCAUGCAAAACAUGCCCACAGGAUCUUUUACGAGACGACGCGAAGAAACCAACUUCAAAAAAGAAAGCUCCAUCAAGAUGGCCACCGAGUGGUUGGAAUGGAAAGCUGAGGAAAUGGGACUUCGCAUACGUCACCAGAUGAACGACACGGAAAAACGCAUAGGUGAAAGAAGGCUCCCAGUGGAUGGUUUUCAUGGUCCUUCACAAACAGUUUUCCAGUUCCACGGCUGUUGGUGGCAUGGUCAUAACUGCUACCUAACUAAAGGAAAGGAAAUGAACGAAAAAAGAAAGAAACCAAUGGCUGAGCUCAGGGAAGAAACUACAGCAAAUUCAAAGUAUAUCAGAGAUCAAGGCUACAAUCUCGUGGAGAUGUGGGAGUGCCAGUGGCGCCGAAUGAAAAAAACUAACUCUGCAGUACAAUAUUUCAUGAACAGAAAGUUUCACCGACCCCUUGACCACCUCCAGACCCUGGAUCAAAAUCAGAUUAUAAAAGCUAUCAGAGACGAGUCUCUCUUUGGUGUUGUCGAGUGUGACAUCACAGUACCUGACCAUCUGAAACCCAAGUUCUCCGAAAUGUGUCCAAUCUUCAAAAAUACGCAGAUUUCUAAAGAAGAUAUUGGUGAAUACAUGCAAACCUUUGCCGAGGAGCAACAUAUCAUGCCUCAACCUCGUAGAAGUCUCAUAGGUAGCUAUUUUGGAGAAAAGAUCUUGUUGGCCACACCGCUCAUUAAAUGGUACUUGGAGCACGGGUUAGAAGUCACCAGGAUUUACCAAGUGGUCGAGUACACACCCUUUCCUUGUUUCCAGCCCUUUGGAGAAGCUGUCUCCGAUGCCAGGCGUGCUGGGGAUGUGGACCCGAACAAAGCCAUCAUCGCAGAUACAAUGAAAUUAGUAAGUAUGAUUUCAUUUGUACAAGCAUUUUGCCACUUUUUUCCUUAUGCAAACCUUAUUAAUGUUCUGAUACAUUAUUUAUUAGGUCGGGAAUUCCAGUUACGGGAAGACGAUCAAGGACCAAGAACGCCACAGAGAGGUUAAGUUCUGCGAAGAAACAAAGGCCUCACGGCUUAUCAACACACCCUUCUUCAGACAGAUUGACCGGAUCGAAGACAACACUUAUGAAGUCCAGUCUUGCAAGAAAACAGUCAAGUUGAAUCUACCCAUGCAAAUCGGAUUUUUUGUUUAUCAGUAUGCUAAACUCAGAAUGCUUCAGUUCUAUUUUGAUUUUCUUGACAAGUAUUUAGAUCGUAGUGAUUUUCAGUAUUGUGAAAUGGAUACAGACUCUGCCUAUAUCGCGAUCGCGGGUCCAUCAGUUGAUAGUUUAGUCAAACCUGAGUUAAGGGCAGAAUUUCAAAAGGAUAAGUUUAACUGGUUCCCCAGAACCGAUACACCAGAGAACAAAGCAUAUGAUAAGCGAACACCCGGUCUUUUCAAAGAAGAAUGGUCAGGGGAGGAAUAA